Molecule: messenger RNA, 614 nt
Organism: Antrostomus carolinensis (chuck-will's-widow)
Lineage: Eukaryota; Metazoa; Chordata; Aves; Caprimulgiformes; Caprimulgidae
Gene: WDR73
Product: WD repeat domain 73
Exons: 2
Biological process (GO): cytoplasmic microtubule organization
Cellular component (GO): cytosol; spindle pole
Molecular function (GO): protein binding
Source: RefSeq, a predicted model, not a curated record
CCUCCAGGAACACCGAGGAGCUCAGUGACCUGGUGUUCCUGGAUUGCAACACGUUCCUCCUCUGCUGUGCCAAGGGCCAGCUGUGCCUGGCUGACCUUCGCCAGCCUCAGGGUCCCUUGGAGGCCACGUCUGUCCCCUCAGCAGCGGGUAGCGAGCGCUGGUGCAUGGGAGUCAGGUGUGGACCUCAAGGGUCUGCCUCCAGCUCCCAGCCUGUAGCUCGUCUCUCGAGCAGGGGGCACCUCACCUUAACGGAUGUAAGAAAAUCCUGGGAGCCCUUGGCCUCAGUGAAGUGCAGAGUUCCCUCUCCCAGCCCAGGUGUGGAGUUCCUGUGUGUCUCCUGGGCUCCUGCUCUGGAAGGCUGCCUUGCUGUUUCAGGUUUUGAUGGGACCGUGCACGUGUACGACACUCAGAGCUGGGACAGCUCUGGCAGGGAAGCAGAACCCAUCUUUAUUCACAAAGGUCACGCGUUUGGUGGCAUGGGUGACAACGGAGACCCUCCCCUGGUCACGGUGCACACUUGGCAUCCUCAGAAACCAAGAACUUUAUUGUCAGCAGCCAACGACUGUUCCCUGCACGUUUGGGACUGGGUUGAAUCUUGUGGGAACUGUGGGUAG